AUGCCGAAAUCUUUCCUUAUCCGAACUAAUCGAGAUAUGAAACGAGAUCACCGGACUAUUGUCGCGUUGUAUGAGACAGCCCCCAGUAUAUCUCGCCCACUGAUCACACCGUGUGGAGUUUUCCGGUGUAAGUGGCACACUUUCAUCAUCACCACAUAUAGGCUUUACUGCUACAGAGAUCAACCGAUUGUUUAUCCCUCAUCACCGGAAGAAAGCAAACAGUGUUUCACAGACUCCAUGGCUGCUAUUUCACAUCCGGUUUAUUCUGCGAGCCCUAUAUCUGCCUUAACAAACUGGAGCGAAAUGUACCCUAUGGGUCAUUCAAGGGCGUACUCCGUCGGCUCCCUAGGACUACCUCUUCAAACAUGUCUGACUUUCAACGCGUACACUUUCAACCAAUGGGGAUCAGCGAUGUACCCGACAUUUGUACCAAGGGGAGGCAACUAUGAUUUACACGAAAAAAGAAACCGGAAGGAUGAGAACAAUAACGGAGAAUCUUUACCAGUUCGGAAGCCUCGAUUUGAUUUCGCCAAUCUUGCAAAAGCGGCAACAGAGGGCGCUACAGACAGAAGGGAUGGAACCGACAUUGAGGCACAAAUAAUAAGUCACGUGAUGAUGAAUAUCGGCUCCCUGAGAUACAACCCUAUGACCAGUAGUUUCAGUCCUGUUACGUCAUCACCACGUGCUAACCCUGUCACCCCAAGUAAAAGGCCUCGUGGUAGAGGACCAGCUAGGACUAAGAAAGAGUUUAUCUGUAAGUACUGCGGAAGACAUUUUACCAAAUCCUAUAACCUGCUGAUCCACGAGCGGACACACACGGACGAGCGGCCCUAUUCCUGUGAGAUCUGUGGAAAGGCUUUCCGACGACAGGAUCAUCUCCGCGAUCACAGGUAUAUCCAUUCCAAGGAAAAGCCGUUUAAAUGUACGGAAUGUGGGAAAGGAUUUUGUCAGUCACGAACCUUAGCCGUACACAAAACGCUUCACUUGCAGCAACAGAAUGGCCAAACACCCACAAAACCGCUUAAACUUUGCAAGACAACGUGAUUAAAGUCAACAAUGCUGUGAAAUGUGACCUCCUAUUUAAUCAUGACGUCAUAAGCCAAGUUUCCAGAAAUGGCAGACGUUGAGAAAUGCUUUUCCGGCCAAAUCUCGCCAGUUUUACAUCGUAUACCAAUCGGAAACGAGACUUGAUAGUCGCUUUUCAAGGAGACCAGCACCGCGGCAAAUUUGUCACGUGACAUGAACGCUCCAAUAAAUAGCGAACUCUCGUGAAAGUGAUGUGUAUUUUGAAAAAUCACAUACAAUUCAGGAUAAACAUCUAUCAUUAAUGGUACCUCGGAUAUGUUGAAUAUUGUAAUAUAUCCCCCCUCAUCAUCAAGGUUGUGACUAAAUAUAUAUAAUUAUGUAUUUAUUACUUCUAUU
This is a messenger RNA of Ylistrum balloti, 1422 nucleotides long. Its product is annotated as zinc finger and SCAN domain-containing protein 21-like. NCBI's taxonomy places the organism in Eukaryota, Metazoa, Mollusca, Bivalvia, Pectinida, Pectinidae. Gene Ontology annotation, molecular function: DNA-binding transcription factor activity, RNA polymerase II-specific; RNA polymerase II transcription regulatory region sequence-specific DNA binding. The coding region runs from base 1 to 1044 and encodes 347 amino acids. The record is from RefSeq and is a predicted model, not a curated record. Gene Ontology annotation, cellular component: nucleus. The transcript is spliced from 9 exons. Gene Ontology annotation, biological process: regulation of transcription by RNA polymerase II; embryo development.